This is a messenger RNA of Miscanthus lutarioriparius, 342 nucleotides long. The record is from the annotation of a GenBank genome assembly. Lineage: Eukaryota; Viridiplantae; Streptophyta; Magnoliopsida; Poales; Poaceae.
AUGAACUGGAAGCGCAAGAGCUCCGGAAGGUGCAGGGAGGAAGAGACGCGGGAGCGGCUGAUCCAGCAUGCGGCGUCUGAUCCGGACGGCGGCCGCCGCAGCUGCAAGGGGUGCUGCGUGCCGCGGGGCUGCGUGGCGGUGCUGGUCGGCGGCGGGGACGCGGAGCCGGAGGAGCGGGUGGUGGUCGACGUGCGCGCGCUGGGGCAGCCCUGCGUGCGGGCGCUGCUGGACAUGGCGGCGCGGGAGUUCGGGUACGACCAGAAGGGCGUGCUGCGGAUCCCCUGCGCCGCCGACGAGUUCCGCCGCGCCGUCGCCGCCGACAGCCACCGGUGCAGGCGAUAG